AUGCGGUCCCUCGCGAAGGCCCAGCCGCCGAAGCCCUUCUCCCCCCUCGCCGCCUUCGUCCAGUCCAUGGGGUACGUGGACGUGAAGAUGCGGUGGAAGAAGGACGCGUCCUUCGACGGCGUCCCGGUGCUCGCGCACGCGCGGGACCUCCGCCCGCUCGCCGCCCUCGCGCGGCUCCUCUCCCCGUCGCCGACCCCCGUCUCCGCGGUCUCCAAGCUCCGCCGCUCGCUCGAGACCUCCGACCGCCGCGUCGCCGCCUUCCUGCGCCGCUUCCCCGCGGCCUUCGUCGAGUCCGUCGGGCCCGAGCACGACCACCCCUGGUUCCGCCUGUCCGCCCCCGCCGCGCGCCUCCUGCAGGAGGAGCGGGACGUCUUCGCCGCCCGCCGCGCCGACAUCGCCUCCCGCCUUCGCCGCCUCCUCCUCAUGUCCCCGGCGCGCCGCCUCCCGCUCAGCGUCGCGCAGGGCAUGCUCUGGCACCUCGGCCUCCCGGAGGACUACUUCAGGCGCCCGGAGCUCGACAUCGGGCAAGAUGGGUUCAGGAUUCUAACCACCGCCAGAGACGGCGACUACCACAGGGACGAGAACGACGGCAAGGAGCUGGGGCUCAUCGACGAUGGGAGAGACCAAGAAAUGCCGCUGUCAGUGCUUCAAACGAACGCCAUACGGAGGUUCGGGUCGGCAGACGAGGUGCCCAUCCCAUUAUUCCCGUCAAAGGGUCUCCGGCUGAAGCACAAGAUUGGGGACUGGCUGGAGAGGUUCCAGAAGCUGCCUUACGUCUCUCCCUAUGAGGAUUUCAGCAACAUUCAACCGGGCACCGAUGUUUCACAGAAGCGGGUGGCUGGGGUGCUCCAUGAGCUGUUCAGUCUGUUUGUGACAUGCUCCGCCGAGAGGCGGCGGUUGCUUUGUCUCAGGACGCACCUCGGGCUGCCACAGAAGUUUGAUCGAGGGAUUGAGCGGCACCCGCAUAUAUUCUACUUGUUGUUGAAGGAGAAGACGUGCUUUGUUGUCCUCAAAGAGGCAUACAUGGCUGGGGGAGACACAGCAAUUGAGGAGCACCCCAUGCUGGCAGUGCGGAGCAAGUAUGCCGGAUUGAUGGAGGAGUCUCGGGAGAUCAUAAAGCGUCGGCGAAGUGGGAAGCCUGUACAACUGGAUCCUGAGGAUCAAGAGGAGAGUGAGGAUUGGAAGGAUGCCAAUUCAAUAGGAACUCAUUAUUUUUGACUGAUCACAAAAUGAGAAAAUGGGCAAUAUGGAUUUUUGCAACGAGAAUAAGGGAUUCUUUUUUCAUUGGAAGCAGCAUAUUUGCAUGCAAAAUAGAGGAGUUAUGCGCAUAUGCGAAGAGUGGAAGGUAACA
Lolium rigidum is the source of this 1351-nucleotide messenger RNA. RefSeq names its product protein WHAT'S THIS FACTOR 9, mitochondrial-like. Gene Ontology annotation, molecular function: RNA binding. The transcript is spliced from 2 exons. Lineage: Eukaryota; Viridiplantae; Streptophyta; Magnoliopsida; Poales; Poaceae. The coding region runs from base 1 to 1218 and encodes 405 amino acids. The record is from RefSeq and is a predicted model, not a curated record.